CUUUGACUCCAUUCCAAGGGACUCCAUGCUGAGCCCUGUCUGUCUCCAUGUGCCUCUGCAAAGUUUCAGGGAGAGACCAGUGGUAUCUGGGGGUGAGAGGGAUGAUGACAUGAUUUAGGGACAGUGUGACAUGAGAGGAUGCCAUGCGGUGGAGCCAGUGUGACAUUAAGGCAAGAGUCAGUGUGACAUGGGGGAAGGCUCAGUUUGUUAGGUGAGAGGGGUCUGUGGCCCAGAGAAGAGGGAGUUUAUUUUGAAGUUGAAGGCCAGUAAAUGUCGCACACAGGGGUGAAGAUCAGCCACGCUGAAUGAGGACAGUUUAUUCCCUUUCCAGGUCUCCCCUGCAAGAGGGCAUGGAGAUCAGAGACAUGAACCACCUCUUUCUAAUCUUCAGCAUUCUGGCAGUGGCUGUAGUAACAACAAAAACUCUAAAAGCAACACCGAUACAAGUAAAGUUAGCCCAGCAGUUCAGUCAGAUAUACAGCAAAAUGGCACCAACCUUUUUGGUUUUCCUGAACUCAGAAUAUGAGGCUUGUCUGGGGACCCUGAUCCACAAACAGUGGGUUAUCACUGCAGCCCACUGCUUCUUACCAUUUCUUGAGAUAAACAUUGCUACUUCAAAACACAGUUUCCAAAACAAGAUUGAAAACCUAAGGCCCAGGCUUACUGUCCAACACCCAGAUUUUACCCGGGAUUCUGCUGAGCAUGACCUCAUGCUCAUCAAGCUGAGUCAUCCCCAAAAGCUCAACGAUCAGGUGAAGCUGGUGGCCCUGCCCAACACCACAGAUGACAGAAGAGGGGGAAAGUGCACUGUCUCUGGCUGGGGCUGGGAAUGGAAGGAUUCCAGCUCAGAGCCUGACGUCCAGAUAAACCAGACCGUCUUUUGGUUCUCUAAUGAUGACUGCAAGGAGUCCCCUGUAAGACAAAUUCCUGUUCAAAUCACGGAGAACAUGUUCUGUGCAGGAUCAUCUCUGGAGAACAAACACAUGUGUAAGGAAUUGGCAGCUGCCCCAGUCUUGUGCCAAAAUCAGCUCCAAGGCAUCCUAUCUUGGUCAGCAGGGUGCAUUCUGAGAGGCGAUGUCGGCUACUACACCAAGGUUUCCCGCUAUACAGACUGGAUCCGCAAAGUCAUCCACAGCAACUGAGCUCUCUCCAUUCCCUCUCCCAGUGGCCUCAGACCUGGGUCUACCAUCCUUGACCAUUCCUUUCCCUCAGAACGAGAUGGGAAUAGAGUCUGGCUAUCCGAAAGUU
This is a messenger RNA of Canis lupus familiaris (dog), 1248 nucleotides long. RefSeq names its product serine protease 58-like (gene PRSS61). The coding region runs from base 306 to 1142 and encodes 278 amino acids. The transcript has 6 exons. Gene Ontology annotation, molecular function: serine-type endopeptidase activity. Lineage: Eukaryota; Metazoa; Chordata; Mammalia; Carnivora; Canidae. Gene Ontology annotation, biological process: proteolysis. The record is from RefSeq and is a predicted model, not a curated record.